CCACUCUCUUCGUCAACAUGUAGCUACAGAACAUGUCUUAUCUGAGUUCGAUAGAUCUGGUCUGAGUUCUUGAAGGCGCACUGUUUGACAGCCAUGGAGGAAACGUUACAGAGCUGAAACGACUCCACUUUUCCUUUGACAGCAUUUGUCUAACACCAAAUGGCGUCUGUUUUGGAGGAUCCAACCCUCGAGAGACACUUCAAAGGCCAUAAAGAUGCUGUCACUUGCACAGACUUCAAUCCAAAUCGCAAACAACUGGCCUCAGGGUCAGCAGAUAAGACUCUGAUGAUCUGGAACCUGGCUCCUAAAGGGAGGGCUUUCCGCUUUGUUGGCCACCAAGAUGCCAUCACGUCAGUGCAGUUCUCUCCGUUUGGUAACCUGGCAGCCACUUCCUCCAAGGACAAAACAGUCCGACUGUGGACCCCAACCAUGAAAGGAGACUCAACUGUGUUCAAAGCUCACACAGCUGCUGUCAGAAGUGUUGCCUUCUCUCAUGAUGGUCACAGACUGGUGACAGCGUCUGAUGACAAGUCUGUCAAAGUGUGGAGUGUUCAGCGGCAGUGCUUUGUCUACUCUCUCACCCAGCACACCAACUGGGUGCGCUGUGCCAGGUUUUCUCCAGAUGGGCGGCUGAUUGCUUCCUGUGGGGACGACCGCACGGUUCGACUGUGGGACACAUCCACCAAACACUGCAUCAACUGUUUCACUGACUAUGGAGGAUCAGCAACGUUUGUUGAUUUCAACUCAAGUGGUACCUGCAUCGCAUCCUCAGGAGCUGACAGUUCCCUAAAAAUCUGGGAUCUACGCACAAACAAGCUGAUUCAGCAUUAUCAAGUCCACAGUGCAGGAAUCAACAGCUUUUCCUUUCAUCCGUCCAACAAUUACCUGAUCAGUGGCUCCAGUGACAGCACUGUGAAAAUCCUGGACCUGCUGGAGGGACGCCUCAUCUACACCCUCCAUGGACACAAGGGUGCUGUACACACAGUCACCUUUUCCAGGACUGGAGACCUCUUUGCCUCAGGUGGAGCUGAUCGUCAGGUGCUGAUGUGGAGGACGAACUUUGACACCAGAUCUUACCAGGACGUCCUGCAGCAGCACAGCCGGAGGUCCACCCCUGAUCCACCGCCGCACCUGACUGACAUUCACCCUAGAGGACCCCACCUUCACCACCAGCAGCCCAGAGCCAUUCAGAUUAGUCAAACGGUAGCAGACACUCAGUCCACCGAUCCUCCUGUCAUUGAGGUGGGCCCAGGUUCUCACAGCACCAAGCUUUUCAAUGGUGGAACACACCCAGUGCCCCUGCACACUGCCGCCAACAGUCAUCACUCCAACGGUCUGCUGCCAUGUCACAUGACCACUUCCAGAGCAGAAGCAUGGAUGGAAGAAGAGAGCGUUGGACCGGCAGGUGCAACAGCUGGGACCCAGACAGGGAUCAGGGAGGGGGAGAGAGGAAGGAGAGAAGAAGAUGAAGAGGAGAGAGGGCAGACACACCCACUAGAGGUUCUCUCGGAUCCUCCAUCGAAUCUGGACCUUACCCUGAGACACAUCGUUCAACAGCUGGAUAUUCUCACACAGACGGUUUCCGUGCUUGAGGAGCGUCUCACCCUGACUGAGGACAAGCUGAAGGAGUGUCUCAUCAACCAGAGCCAGAUCCUCAAAGACGUGCGGUCGUCAGAGGAGAGGCAGAGGACGGAGAGUGAGGGGACGGAGGGAUCACCUGAAGAUUUCACAUGAGGACGUCCUCGGCCUUGCUCACACUGCAGCACAGAUGAGCGUUUGUGCUUCUUAAAGGGAUAUUUCAAAUACUUCUUCUAAGUUGGUUGUAUAAGGUAAAUUGUAAUACUAGUGGUGUUGGCCUCCAGAGAUUUCAGUGUGUUUCCUCUUUAAGGAGAGCGUACUGGAAGCACCAACAGUGAAGCUAGAUUAUACUGUGCUGCAGACAGGUACAGUUUCUCUGCUUACUUUAGCCAGUUUAAGGUAAAAAUGGGUCAAAAAAACAAUGUUGGCACAAAUUUACAAGGGCUGUCAAGAUUAAUCACUCAACACCACUACUAUUACUAAGUUCUUAUACAACAUGACUUUAAAAAUACCAAAAUAUCCCUUUAACCCAAGGACUGCAUAAAUGUGUGGGUUUUUGUACAUAUGUGCGUGCGUCUAUGGUUUCUUAUGUCCACCUCGGUGGUCUCUCUCAGGGUCAGUGGGUUAAUCAGGAUUUGAGCAGAGCUUUAAGUGUGUGUGCGAGUGUGUAUGACUGUGUGUGCUGGGGAGGAUACAAACAUCUUUUCUCCAUGUCUCUCUUCACUUCUUAAAUAUCUCCAGCUGUACAGCCACGCUCAGUCUGGCUGAGACAUUCCUCUUCUGUGUCUGUGUGUUGUGGGUGUUACGUCCAGUGAGGACAGCUGCAGCUAUGAAAACAGACGGUGCAUGUCUGCAGCAUGACCUCUCUUUAGCUGUGUAUUUACAUGUGUACAUUUGUGCAUUAGCAGAUGUUUUAUUAGCUUCCAGCUGCGUUUGCAAUAACUUCUUAUAUUUGCACCUCGUUUUUAUUAUUUGAAAUGAAGUUGUGCUUCACAAUGACCUUUAAUACACAUGAAGUAGAACGCUUACUAUGA
Molecule: messenger RNA, 2612 nt
Organism: Cheilinus undulatus (humphead wrasse)
Lineage: Eukaryota; Metazoa; Chordata; Actinopteri; Labriformes; Labridae
Gene: poc1b
Product: POC1 centriolar protein B
Exons: 13
Coding region: 160-1734 (524 amino acids)
Biological process (GO): cilium assembly
Cellular component (GO): ciliary basal body; centriole
Molecular function (GO): protein binding
Source: RefSeq, a predicted model, not a curated record